Molecule: messenger RNA, 624 nt
Organism: Emiliania huxleyi CCMP1516
Lineage: Eukaryota; Haptophyta; Isochrysidales; Noelaerhabdaceae
Exons: 5
Molecular function (GO): protein binding
Source: RefSeq, a predicted model, not a curated record
CUGAUCUGCGUCACCUUCGCCGACGGCGAGGACGGCGCCGCCGCCUCUGCGACCGUGCGCUCCGUCGCCACCCGCGCGCACCCGUCGCUGCCCGACGCGCUCUCCGCCCCCUCGCCGGCGGGCAGGCUGCUUCUCGGAGCCUCGAGGCGCCUGGCCGCGCACCGCUGCGUGCGAGCCGCGCCGCUGCACGCGUGCGAGCGGUACGUCGGCCACGUCGACCACGUCGCCGGCCUCGCUUUCUCCCCCGACGGCCGCACUCUCCUCUCCGUGGGCGGCGGCGACGCGGCGCUGCUGUGGGACGUGGCGUGGCGCGAAGAGGCGGCCGUUUCGGACGCGAUCGCGCAGGAGGGCGUGGACGAGUCGCUCCGGCAGGCGGCGGCGUCGCGGAGGCGCGUGCUCGCGGCGAUCGAGGCGGAGGCGGCCGAGGCGAGGAGCGUGGGUGCUGCGCCCCCCUCACCCGGUGCCGCUGAGACGUUGGGCUCGAGCGCCGACGAGGACGCCGCGGGCGACGCGGCGAGGGAACUAGAGGCCGCGGUGGUGGAAGCGGCGGUGGCACGGCUCGCAGAGAGAAUGGCGCGGCUCGAGGCGAGAGGGCGCGGCGACGGCCAGCCAAACGCGUAUUGA